UCUAUCUUAAAAACUUGCAGACCUCAAGAAGAAAUUCACCAUUCAUUGUUAGAAAAGAAAAAAAGAAGUAAAAGUAAAGUAAUUCCUGACAUAUAGAGGGCUUAAAAUCCAACUACCCAUUGGGCGUUGCGGGCACAGGGUCAAACCACUUUACAAUACAUUUUUCAUACCAUUAUCAAUUAAAAAGCCAUGAGCUCUGCUGGGAUUCAAAGCCAGAAUCGCUAGCAUGGCAAAUACAUGUUUGAGCAUUCACAAUUAUUUGUUUUAGUCAAAUUCCCAGUUGAAAUGUAUUCAAAAUGGAUAGGGAAUGAAUGGCAGCCGCCUAUAAUCGGAAAUGACACCCGGAGUUUGAACAUUCUCAUUCAGGAUUGUCAUCUUCUCGUAGUACUCGAUACUCAAGUUUUAGAAUCUGUAAGCUUGAUGCAGAGCCGGAAUCAAGCUGAGGCGGUAUGCAAAAAUGAAACAAUGGCUGUAGAAGCUAAAAUUCAGGGCCUCACGAAUAGAUUUAGACUGAAAUUCUUCACAAGAGAUGAUGCAGAAAAAUGUUUAUCUGUUGUUCAAAAAUAUAUAACUACUUUCUCAGGUCCAAAAUUGGACAGAUCGGAAAUUUGCACUAUGCCACAAUUGUUGGCGAAAACAAUGGAAACGUGCAGUAAGGAUCUUAAAGCACCUGAUUCAAUACCAGACGAAUACCCAUUAGAGGCUGCAAUACAGCUUUGCAUUCUGGACCCAGGGUUUCCUUCACUAUUGAAAAGAAUAGAAAAUAUUCUGGAAAGAUUUAAGGAAAGUGAUUAGUUAAUUUAGAAAAAAAAAGUUGUG
Molecule: messenger RNA, 819 nt
Organism: Cimex lectularius (bed bug)
Lineage: Eukaryota; Metazoa; Arthropoda; Insecta; Hemiptera; Cimicidae
Exons: 4
Coding region: 238-795 (185 amino acids)
Source: RefSeq, a predicted model, not a curated record